This is a messenger RNA of Antechinus flavipes (yellow-footed antechinus), 4778 nucleotides long. RefSeq names its product zinc finger protein 200 (gene ZNF200). The transcript has 5 exons. The coding region runs from base 2432 to 3646 and encodes 404 amino acids. The record is from RefSeq and is a predicted model, not a curated record. NCBI's taxonomy places the organism in Eukaryota, Metazoa, Chordata, Mammalia, Dasyuromorphia, Dasyuridae.
UGUUUUUAUUCCUAGCACUUAGAACUUACUUAGAGCAUGCAGUGUUUAAUAUUUUUUUUUUAUUCAUUACUUACACAUGAUGUUUCAUCUCCCAGCAUUAAGCCUUUGAUACCCAGAAUGUAUUCCUCCAUCCCCUUUGCUUCUUAGAAUUUUUAGAUUCUUUUAAAAAUUAGUUCUAUAUUAAGCCUUUCUAUAUGUUUCCACUCCCUAGCUGCUAGUGAUCUCUCUCAAAACCAUCUUUUACUUUAUUUUAUACAUAACCAAUACAUGUGCAUUUUUUCCAUUACACAACUCAGUAGAUUGUGAACAUCUAGAGAGUAAAUAUUUUUGUCUUUCUAUUUUAAGUCCGUACUAUAGCAACUGGCAAGUUAAGUGCUUAAUAAAUGCUGAUUGAUGGUGGCAGAAGUUAAGAAUAGAUACUGGUUAUCUGAUAGUAGAAUACACUACAAAUAGGAGCAAAAAUGGAAGAAGCAGCAGCUUAGGAAGACAGUUCUGCAUGUUGUAUGAUAGGGAAGAUUUUGGGAGAUUUAAGACUGAAUACAGGAUCCACCACAGACUAAUUGACCUGAAAUGAAAAAGCAUGUCAUUUAAUGUCUCCUUCAGUUUUUGUUUUUAUUUUUAUUUUGUAAAAGGAUGGGGAAACUGCUUCUUCUAUCUAACUCACAAGAUUUGGAGGAAUUUUAUAAAUUAUAAACCCCUGAAAUUUCUGAUUUUUAAGAAUAAAACAAAAAUCCACUUUUGAUAACAUGCCUUUUUUUUUUUUUGCCCCAGAACUUUUAUUUAUUAGACUAAAGACUAGACUUUUAGUUAUAUAGAUUAGAAAUUAGACUUUGUUUUAACUAAUUCCAAAUUAACUUCUGUGGUUCGUAUAAAAAUACUAUCAAGUUUUAGUCUCUGCUAUGAUAAACAAAGUGUAUUUCUCUCCAGGAACACACUUUUUCUGUCUGAGUCUUAGUGUACUCAUCUGCAACAAGAAUGGCUUUAACUACAUGAUUAGGGAAUGGCCUUGAAUCCAGAAACAGUUGGAUACAAACAAGUCUUUUAACUGAUACAUAUUAGUUGAAUCACAGUGGAUAGUAGUAGCUAGUAGAGUACUUAAGUAGUAUAAAUACCAGCAGUUAUUAUGGACAAAUUGUUUAAUCUCUCAUUGCCCAACGAAUAUUUAAUCUAAACCACAGAACAAGUCAUGUAUCACAGGAAGUGUAUAUGUCUACAUUGUUCUCAUUAUAAGACUUCCCUUUUAAAAUAGGAUCUUUAAAAUGGGAUCUCCUAAAAAAAGAGAGAAUCUUCUUUUACGAAUCUGCAAGUGCAUAUACAUACAAAUUAAAUAUAUUUUUCUAAUCAUGCAUCCAUAUUCAUUUGUUGAGUUGCACUGGGAAAAAAAAAGUACAAUGCACUCAGACUUUCUGCAAUCCAAGUUUACGGGAAAACGUGUAGAAGAGAGAAUCUAUACUGACAGCAUUAAAAAAAAAGUGAGUUAUCAUUAUCACAAGGGGAUGGAGAUAGAAUGGUUACUCCAAUAGAAGUAAUCAUUUUUAAAGGAUCCAUUCGCAUUCUCCAUUGCCUUGCCUGAUAAGGGUCGAACUCUUAAGGAUGAGUGACUCAGGUUACGACCUACUAUGGAGGUCACUAAAAUCCAAGACAGAGACUGCGCAGAGGCUGCACUGCUCUCUCAGUCCCUUCCUCUUUAACAUUGGCGAAAACUUCAACACCGCCACCACAACUUCCCUCACUCCAGGCUUUUCGGGAAACAAGGAUAAAGCACAAACGUCAGAGGUUAAAUUUCAUUUCCUCUUCUGUCUCCGCCCCACGCCUCCCACGCGUGGGUGGGAAGGGAGCGGGAACUCCAUUUCCCGGAAGCCUUUACGCGAGUCCGCUGCUUCUAACUCCCAGCAUGCAGCAGCUUCAGCCCUUCAUGGGACUCUGGUUGUCUCCCGACUCUCCUUUGAGAGGUCGCUGGUAGGUGGAACAGCACUUCUGCUCUAUUAAUCAGCUCAUCUGCAUUCUCGACCUUGCCUUUUCCACCGUUUCGUGACUCGAGUUCCUGGCUCAAAGAGCAGCUCCGAGCGGGGAGACCAGACAUCCGAAGUGGAAACGAGGCACCGGGAGUGACGCCACAGCCAGCUAAGACUUCACUAUCUUCCAAAAAACACGCGUCACCACCGCCAUUUCCGGGGGACAGCAGCCUCAACCAAUAGAUGGAGAGGGUUCUUCCGCGCGGGCGCGAAACGAGACCAAUCACAGGCGAGAAGCGGUGGGUUUUUCCCAUUUAGUUCUAUUUCCUGGUCUCUUCUGGAAUACCUGAUUCCCCGACCCUUGAGGGUUUUGUAUGACAUAAUCGUCUGGUAGAAGUCCAGAUCCUGGUUGAAAGGGCCUCCCUUCAGACAAGAGAUUUAAUAUAUAGCUGAAACUGGAAAAUCUGAGACUGACAAUGGCUGCAGAAGCGGUCCUAACUCCCCCAAAGCAAACUGGAUCCCUCAUACUGAAACUGGUGCCAGGCCCUAAAAUGGGUCAGGAUGCUCUACAAGAAUCUGCUGUACCUCCCAAGACCAUCCACCAAUUGGUACUGGAGCACUUCUUUACUUUUCUGCCAGAGAAGAAUCAAUCACAAAAUCAUAAGACUGGCAAGGAAGACACCAUAAUUUUAGUGAAAGAUGUUACUUCAACUUUGCAGAAUAGAGCUCAUCCUGCUUCCUGGGUGACUAUUUUUCCCAAGGAUAGGCGUGUCCAUAAACGGGAAGUACCACAGACCUUUCCAUCUGAACUUCAGGAGCCUGUGGUAUUUGAGGAUCUAAAUGUAUAUCACUCCCAAGAGGAGUAUGUGGGCCUGGAUCUUUCUCAGAGGUCCCCCUUCUCUAGGAAUCAUGGAGAGGAGGAUGUUGGUGACAUGGUGUUAGAAGUAGAUUGCAAUGAGAAUAAGGAAGAUGAUCAUCAGCCAGAAAAUCCAGAGGAUAUAGAGCAUCAUGAAAUGUCAUCAAGUUACUGUGAAAGGGAUGGCUCCCCGAUUUUUAAGCAGGCAAAAGGCUAUGAGAAACAUCCAGGUAACCAUGAAGGAAAAAGACUAAAUACUUCGAUCCCACAAGAAAAGAGAUUACGAAGUCUUUUAAUUACUGUUGAAAAUGAUGCCCCAUUAGAAGACCUUUCAAAAUAUGUGGACAUGAGCAUUCUUGCACUUUCUCAAAAUCGGAGAACACGAAGAUUCUAUACAUGUCCCCAGUGUGGAAAACACUUUACUGAAAGUUCUUACCUUAUUUCUCAUCAGAGAACACAUACUGGAGAAAAACCUUAUGAUUGUAUCCACUGUGGGAAAAGCUUCAAUCAUAAAACAAAUCUUAAUAAACAUGAACGAAUCCAUACUGGAGAAAAACCUUAUACAUGCUCUCAGUGUGGAAAAAACUUUCGUCAGAACUCUCACCGGAGUCGCCAUGAAGUAAUUCAUGUAAAAGAAAAACUCCUUAAAUGUCAAGAAUGUGGGAAAAGCUUCUUAGGAGAUGAAGAAUUCUUGCUUCAUCAAGAGACUCAUGAAGAAGAGAGACCCUAUAGAUGUAGUAGAUGUGGAAGAAGAUUCAGUCGACAAUCAAAUUGUACCAGACAUGAAAAGGCCCAUUUCAUACCUAAACCACAAAAGCAAGUGUUAUCGAGUUAAUCAGACCUUGUUUACCUUGACAUGAUUCUCCCUGUGGUGACCCUCUAAAUGCUAAGAAUGUAAGAAAAAUUAUUUGAAAUUCUGAACUCACAUAGUGAAACUUUAAUAGUCCAAAUGAGAUAAAUAUCCAACCAUCACAGCUCAGGCAUUAUUUACUCUUUGAAGAAUGUAUAAAGAAAAAAAAAACUUAUAUGAAUGGGCCAAGCCUUUGUAGUUCAGACAAAGGACUAAGGAUAAUUUCCAUGUAAAACAAUGCAAAGAGAACUGUAAAGUCUCCAAAUCUUUCUUUCAAAGAAAACCUUCCUCUGUAUUUUUCUUUCUAUCUACAGGUUUCUCUUAGGAGUGACCAGAGUGAAGGCUUAGUAGGAAUUCAUUACUAAUGUAGUUUAUCCUGCUUUCCUCUACAUGAAAAUCGGCAUUAAAAUAUGGCAAUAUAAAAAUGAAUCAAGUGUAACUGACAUGUACUAUAUACUUGUCUUGGAUAUAGUGAACCAAUAACUCUUAUUAGGUCUAUUAAAUAAGUAAGUGACUAAAAGCUUGAAAUUCUAAAAAGAAAAUUUCAGUUUAGACAAGGAACUACUAUGGAUUAAUAUAAAGGGUCUACAAAGUGGAUCACUCCCAUUUGGAUUACACCUAAGUGCAGUUUCUGGUCAUGUAUAGCUUUUACCAUUUCAGUACAAUAUUUGUAUUCUGUGACUUAUUUUGAAUAUUCAUGUUUUAUCAGAAAGAUGCCAUUUUUUCCUCUUAUGUGAUUAAAAAAGUUUUCUGCAUUCUUAUUUUUGUCUGAAACAGGUCUUUACUUUUCCCAUCAGCACUCAUUUCAGUAUUUCAUUGAAGUUGAGCUGAUAAUGAUACACAGAAAUCCAUUAUAUAAAAUGAAGUUCACAUGUAAUAAGAAAACAACUUGGAAUACUGAUGGUUGUUCUUUAGUGUUAUUUUUGUAUGAGAAGUUGUGAGAAUAUACAAUUUAAUUCAAUAAAUAUUAUUUACUAUAUACAAGAUACACUCCUAGGUACUGGGGAUAUAAAAGCAAAAACAAAACAAGACAAUCUUUGCCUUCAAAGAACUUUUAUUCUUUUGGAAAUUCAGGGUGUACAUAAAUCUGUGAAAAAAGAAACAAAAAAAAACAAAA